This is a messenger RNA of Mycotypha africana, 1705 nucleotides long. Its product is annotated as aldehyde dehydrogenase domain-containing protein. The coding region runs from base 43 to 1536 and encodes 497 amino acids. The transcript is spliced from 4 exons. Gene Ontology annotation, molecular function: aldehyde dehydrogenase (NAD+) activity. The record is from RefSeq and is a predicted model, not a curated record. Lineage: Eukaryota; Fungi; Mucoromycota; Mucoromycetes; Mucorales; Mycotyphaceae.
CUUUUCUGUAAUAGCUUAUCUUACUUUCAUUUUAUUGUUACAAUGGUCCAAGCAGAUAUCCAACCUAUUCGUUUAACAAACGGAAAGACUGUCAAGGUCCAUACCCAACUUUUUAUCAACAACGAAUUCGUGCCUGGUCACGGUCCAUUAAUCGAAACAAUCAAUCCCGCCAAUGAAGAGGUUAUUUGUAAAGUGCACUCAGCUGACGAAGCGGACGUUCAUGCGGCUGUCGAGGCUGCCUACAACUGUUACUACACCACUUGGAGCAAAGUCGCACCUGCUGAACGUGGUCGUCUUCUUAACCGUUUAGCUGAUUUGAUGGAGCGUGAUAAGGAUGAGAUUGCUACUUUAGAUGCUGUGGAUAACGGCAAAUCUUUUGUUGUCGCUCGUGAUGUUGAUGUAACAGAUUCCAUUGCUUGUUAUCGUUACUUUGCCGGUUGGGCCGACAAGAUUCAUGGUAAGACCAUUGAUACCACAAGUGACAAAUGGUGUUAUACCCGUCAUGAGGCUUUGGGUGUUGUGGGUGCUGUCAUCCCUUGGAAUUAUCCUACUAUGAUGGCUGCUUGGAAAUUUGCUCCUGCAUUAGCGGCUGGCAACACAAUUGUUAUGAAGUCCUCUGAAGUUACUCCUUUGGCGACCCUUAAAUUUGGUGAAUUGGUUAAGGAAGCUGGCUUCCCUGCUGGUGUCGUCAAUGUUAUCACUGGCUAUGGUCAUACUACGGGUACUGCUUUGAGUUCUCACCCCAAGGUUAGCAAGAUGGCCUUCACCGGUUCUACUUUGACCGGUCGUAGAAUUAUGGAAUCAAGCGCCGGUAGCAAUCUUAAAAAACUUCAACUUGAACUCGGUGGUAAAUCUGCCCAAAUUGUCUUGGCCGAUGCUGAUCUCGAAAAUGCUGCUUAUUGGGCCUGUGGCGGUAUCUUCAAUAAUCACGGUCAAUCUUGUAAUGCUGGCUCUCGUAUCUUUGUUCAAGAAUCCGUUUACGAUAAAUUCAUUGAACUUUUCAUUGAAGAGACCAAGAAAAUCAAGAUUGGUGAUCCCUUCGAUGACGAUACUUUCCAAGGCCCUCAAGUGAAUAAGAGCCAAUUUGAAAAGAUCUUAAACUACAUAGACAUUGGUAAGAAAGAAGGCGCCAAAUGUGCUUAUGGCGGUAAGCGCUGGGGUAAUAAGGGAUACUAUAUCGAACCUACUGUCUUUGUGGACUGCCAUAAUCAAAUGCGCAUUAUGCGUGAAGAAAUCUUUGGUCCUGUGGUUGCUAUUGGUAAAUUCAAGACAGUGGAGGAAGCUAUUGCCUUGGCCAAUGAUUCUGACUAUGGUUUAGCUGGUGGUGUCUAUACUAAGGAUUUGGAUGCUGCUAUUCGCGUUACCAAUGAGGUAAAGGCCGGUACCAUGUGGGUUAACUGUUAUGAUGUCUUUGAUCAAUCAACUCCAUUUGGUGGCUAUAAACAAUCUGGUUUUGGUAAGGAACUUGGUAAAUACGCCCUUCAAGAAUAUACUCAAGUCAAGGUAGUUAAGAUUCAACUCCAAUCCAAACUUUAAAGCAAAAGAAUCACUGUAUAUUGCAUAUGUAAAGAAAUCUUAAAUGACAUACCGCAUACCAAGGCCUACCCUAUCUAUUUAAGUCACAUAUCUAUUUUUCUUUUUUUUUUUUGUACAAAGAAUAUGAAUACAACCUGUUAAACAUCUGAAUUUGUUCGGCUUUUGUUCU